AUGCGUGAGAUUGUUCAUAUUCAAGCUGGUCAGUGCGGUAACCAAGUUGGUGCCUCCUUUUGGUCCCAGAUUGCCGAUGAACAUGGAUUGGAUGCUGAAGGAAUCUACCGCGGUGACUCUGAGGAGCAACUUGAACGGUUAAACGUUUAUUUUAAUGAGGGUGCUGGUGGAAAAUAUGUUCCUCGCGCCGUCCUUGUCGAUUUAGAACCUGGUACUAUGGAUGCUGUCAAGGGAGGAAAGUUUGGCAAUUUGUUCCGCCCUGACAACAUUAUCUAUGGUCAAUCCGGUGCUGGAAAUAUCUGGGCCAAGGGUCACUACACUGAAGGUGCUGAAUUGGCUGAUGCUGUUUUAGACGUUGUCCGUCGUGAAGCUGAAGCCUGUGAUGCUCUUCAAGGUUUUCAAUUGACCCAUUCUUUGGGUGGUGGUACCGGUUCCGGUAUGGGUACCUUGUUGCUCUCAAAGAUUCGUGAAGAAUACCCCGACCGUAUGAUGGCAACCUUCUCUAUUGCUCCCGCCCCCAAGUCUUCGGAUACAGUCGUUGAGCCAUAUAAUGCUACUCUUUCUAUGCAUCAAUUGGUUGAAAACUCCGAUGAAACCUUCGUUAUUGAUAAUGAAGCUUUGUCUUCUAUUUUUGCUAAUACCCUCAAAAUCAAGAGCCCUUCUUAUGAUGAUCUCAACCACCUAGUUUCUGCUGUCAUGGCUGGUGUCACCACUUCUUUCCGAUUCCCUGGUGAACUCAACUCUGACUUGCGCAAGUUGGCCGUCAACAUGGUUCCAUUCCCUCGUUUGCAUUUCUUUAUGGUUGGAUUUGCUCCCCUUGCUGCUAUUGGAUCUAGCUCUUUCCAAGCUGUUUCCGUUCCUGAACUUACUCAACAAAUGUUCGCUGCCAAUAACAUGAUGGUUGCAGCUGAUCCUCGUCACGGUCGCUAUCUGACUGUUGCCGCUCUUUUCCGUGGUAAAGUUUCUAUGAAGGAAGUUGAUGAGCAAAUUCGUACUGUGCAAACCAAGAACUCUGCUUAUUUCGUUGAGUGGAUUCCCGAUAAUGUUCUUAAGGCUGUUUGUUCCGUGCCUCCCAAAGAUCUUAAAAUGUCUGCUACUUUCAUCGGUAAUAGCACAUCGAUUCAAGAAGUCUUUAGACGCUUGGGUGAUCAAUUCUCUGCUAUGUUCAGAAGAAAGGCUUUCUUGCACUGGUAUACUGGAGAAGGUAUGGAUGAAAUGGAAUUUACUGAAGCUGAGUCCAAUAUGAACGACCUUGUCAGUGAGUAUCAACAAUAUCAAGAAGCUGGUAUUGAUGAAAUUGAUGAAGACUAUGAGAUUGAAGAAGAGAAGGAACCUCUUGAAUAUUAA
Messenger RNA from Schizosaccharomyces osmophilus, 1347 nucleotides. It is a transcript of the gene nda3, whose product is annotated as tubulin beta Nda3. NCBI's taxonomy places the organism in Eukaryota, Fungi, Ascomycota, Schizosaccharomycetes, Schizosaccharomycetales, Schizosaccharomycetaceae. The record is from RefSeq and is a predicted model, not a curated record. Gene Ontology annotation, biological process: mitotic cell cycle; microtubule cytoskeleton organization. The transcript is spliced from 5 exons. Gene Ontology annotation, molecular function: structural constituent of cytoskeleton; GTP binding; GTPase activity. Gene Ontology annotation, cellular component: cytoplasm; microtubule. Bases 1 to 1347 code for a protein of 448 amino acids.